Mytilus trossulus (common blue mussel) is the source of this 1446-nucleotide messenger RNA. RefSeq lists its product as uncharacterized. The record is from RefSeq and is a predicted model, not a curated record. NCBI's taxonomy places the organism in Eukaryota, Metazoa, Mollusca, Bivalvia, Mytilida, Mytilidae. Bases 1 to 1446 code for a protein of 481 amino acids. The transcript is spliced from 2 exons.
AUGGACUUCGUAAAUCUGCUGAGACUGCUGAUUAAGUGUGUGAAGGAUUUUGUAUAUCGCAACUUUUACGUAGAUGAUGGUCUGUUGUCGUGUCAAAAUUUCGAGACAGCUGUUGAUUUAGUUAAGAGUACACAAAGUGCAUUGUCAAGUGGUGGUGAUCUUAGGUUACACAAAAUAGCCUCAAAUAGCAAACAUUUGUUAAGCCAGUUUCCCGUUGAUGAUCUGGCUAAAAAUCUCAAAGAUCUGAAAUUUGAAAAUGACUGCUUACCUUUGCAAAGAAGCCUAGGUAUGGCUUGGGAUAUAAACAAUGACUGUUUUACCUUUGAAGUAACUCAUGACAUCAAGCCAUUUAGCAAGCGUGGUGUAUUAUCAACGAUCAACUCACUGUUUGAUCCGAUUGGCUUCACAGCCCCUGUUUCAGUUCGUGGUAAACUUCUCUUACGUGAUAUGAUGACUUCAAUAGGACACACUGAAUGGGAUGACCCAUUACCUGAUAAUUACCUACAUCCAUGGAAGCAGUGGAUUAAUACGUUACCUGAUCUUGAACAAUGCUGUAUUCCGCGUAUGUAUAGUGACAUCUCAUAUGCAGAAGCUUCGAACAGAGAAGUUCAUAUCUUUUGUGAUGCUUCCAAAGAGGCAAUAGGUGCAGUGGCUUAUUUGAGAUUAAUUGACUCACAUCAUGUAACAGUUAGUUUUUUAUUGGGAAAAGCUAAGGUUGCGCCUUCGCAUGGGAAUACUAUUCCACGAUUAGAACUGUUCGCUUCUGUUCUUGCCGCAGAAUUAUCAGAUCUUGUCAAAGAGCAUCUAGGUAUAGAUCAAAGUGAAAUGUACUUUUACUCAGACAGCAAAAUAGUGUUAGGUUACUUGACAAAUGAGUCAAAGAGGUUUCAUUUAGAUAACGGUCCACAUCAGUUGGUGGAUGCUGAUAGUGACAAGGAGAUUCGCCCAGAGGUGCAAGUAGCUAAAGAACAAACUGUAGAUCAAAAUAAUGUACAUAGAUUAGGGACACAUAGAUUCUCAAAGUUUUCAGAAUUUUCCUUAUUGAAACAACGUGUUAGAAAUCGAGCACAUCAUAAUGAUAAACCUGAACAUUUAGAAGCAUACAAACAACCAGAUGCUUUGAAACAAGCUCAACAAUUCAUAAUUCGUGAGGUUCAAAUGGAAAAUUAUAGAGACGUAAUAGACAGUAUCAAACAUGGAACAUCGUUACAUAACAACAGUUCUCUCUCGCAACUAUCGCCCAUACUUGAUGUUGAUGAUACCUUAAGAGUUGGUGGUCGCUUACGAAACUACAAAGAUUGUUCAGAUCUAUCAAAACAUCCUAUUAUCUUACCAAAACACCACCAUAUAUCAUUACUUAUUGUUCGACACUUCCAUGAAAAAGUGGCUCAUCAAGGCAGAAGCCUCACAGAUGGUGCUAUCCGUACAGCUGGUUUUUGGAUUUAG